CGCAAGCAUCCACCUCGACGACUUCUCUGUUUCUUAUAAGUUGCAGCCAGCCAUGGCGGUUUCUUCUUCUCUGGCUUCAAUUCCACCAAAACCCCCAUUUUUGAAACCACGCUAACUUCAAGUUAUGGUCUACCUGUUGAAGCCCCCAUCUCCUUUCCACUCCAGGUUUCAGCGAAACCCUAAUUUCACAGCCUCAUGGAAUUCCCUCUACCUUUCUGUCUUUUCGCAUCUCUGUUUCCAUCUUCUCUUCCAAAAACCCUAGCUAUGCUAUCUGAGAUCUGCCUAAAUGACCGGGGUUUGAAAAUUUAUAGUUAAAUGUAUCCGAAAUUUGGUUUUUGAUUUAGUCUUCUUGAGUCAGAUUCAGAGGAAACUGUACUUUUCGCUGUUAUGCGUUCUUUGUUUGCUCCAUGCAUUGGUUUCUUAUAGUCUGAGGGUUGGGGGUUUGUCAUCAAUGGCAAUUGUGACAGGAGAUAGGUACCUUGAUUAUCUGGUGAAGUUCGUUGACAAACAAGCGGGUCCUUUGCUCGAAGGAACUUUGGUUUUGAAGCUAAAUCCAGUCGGGCUUCACUAUGUUCAGUCAAGACUCGAAGCGUUGCAGGAGCUUGAGCGUCUUCUAGCUGCUGCUCCCAUUGAUUACCUUCGGGCUUAUGUUUCUGAUCUCGGGGACCACCGGGCGCUCGAGCAGCUCCGGAGGAUUCUCAGGCUCCUUACUUCUCUCAAGGUUGUUUCGGUAUUUCCGCCGCCUGCUAGAGAUCCGACGCCUUUAUCUUUAUUGCCUUUCGGACGCCUCAAGUAUUUGGAGCUCCGCGGAUGUGAUCUUUCAACUUCGGCCGCAAGAGGACUACUGGAGCUGAGACAUACUUUGGAGAAGUUCAUUUGUCAUAAUUCUACUGAUGCUCUUCGACAUGUAUUUGCCAGUAGAAUUGUGGAUAUAAGGAAAUCUCCUGUAUGGAAUCGGUUGUCAUUCGUUUCAUGUGCAUGCAAUGCAUUGGUUCUCAUGGAUGAGUCUUUGCAACUGCUUCCUGCUGUUGAAACGCUUGAUCUAAGUCGAAACAAAUUUGCAAAAGUUGAUAAUUUACGGAAGUGUACAAAGUUGAGGUUCCUGGAUCUUGGGUUCAAUCACUUGAGGACAAUCACAUCAUUUAGUGAGGUCUCCUGUUCAAUUGCCAAACUUGUGUUGAGGAACAAUGCUCUAACUUCAUUGCGUGGGAUUGAGAAUUUGAAGUUACUUGAAGGGCUUGACCUUUCUUACAACAUUAUUUCCAAUUUUUCAGAGUUGGAAAUUCUUACAAGCCUUCCAUCUCUUCAAAGCUUAUGGCUAGAAGGAAAUCCAAUAUGUUGUGCCCGAUGGUACCGAUCUCAAGUUUUCAGCUUUUUUACUUAUCCACAAAGAUUGAAAUUAGAUGAUAAGUUAAUUAGCAAGAGAGAAACUUGGAAGAGACAAAUUAUUCUUGCAAGAAGGCAGAAACGACCUGCUGGCUUUGGAUUUUAUUCUCCUGCAACACAUGAUGCUGAAGGGGAAGGGAAUUUUAACAUGAAAAAGAAAAAAUUCUCUCGCCUUGCUUCUAUUGAGGAUGACGAGCAGAGGAGAUAUACAUGUUCAGACUCUGUUGACCAUGAUGCAGGUUCCUGUGACAGUGAGAUCCGAAGUAGAGAAGAGAGUAUCAUUUCUGAUGGUGAAACUGAAAUAGUUGGUCUGGUAAAUAGGAUUGAAAGCAUGAAAAAAGAGCGUUCUUUUCUUUGGCUGAGAGACUUGAAAGAGUGGAUGGAUCAGAAUUCUGAGAAUGUGGGUGAGAACAGAAAUUUUACAGGUCAAAACUCAUUUCCUGGUAAAGAGAUUUCUAUAAAAAACGUGAAAAGACAAAAGAAUUUUGGGAACAGCUCAAGAUAUGUCACUGAAUCUGUUCAAGCAUCAGGAGAUGAGAAUAGCACAAAUAUUUUAGAAUCUGAGAACUCUUUUGCAGAUUCUUCUAUUGAUUUCCAUGCCCAUCAAUACUUUGAUUUAAAUCAAGAAAUGGUGCUUGAUCUGCCUGUUGGAGUAAAUGAUACCUUUCUUCCAGAUAGAUUCGCUGUCCAGGGAAAUGAUAAUAUGGAUGUAAAAGUUAAUACACCAUUGACAGCAAUUGAUGAGAUUAUGGAGUCCUAUUCAUCCUCUGCUUGCCCUAGCUCACCUCCUCAUUAUCAAGAGGAUAUCCUGCAUCGGCGUCACAAUCUGGAGGAAGAAUUUAUACAACUAUCUGCUGACUCAUAUUCGGUGGCAUCUUCAGAUAGUGAUACAAGCAGCAGUGAAGACAACUUCUAUCAAUAUGGGACAUCUUUAUAUGAAGUUGAUGGGUUACAGCAUAAAAAAUCUUUGAGCACAAUGGAGAGGAGUAUGAAUGACAACAUGCACAUACUUCUUUCUAAUGACAAUUAUUAUGAUAAAACGGACAAGGAGCUGGGCAUUGUAAGGCAGAACGGCAGAACUUUGUUGGAUACUUCCAUUGAUCAUGGCUUUAGCAUUGUAGGAGUAGGACGUCUAAAACCAGAUAAUGCCCAGCAAUCUUUCACUGACAAUAUUCUCUUUAGUGCUAGUAACAGUGGCAUUGAUCAUGUUAUGAGCCAACAAGCAGAUUCUUUGGAGAAGAAAAGAUUCAGAACCAAGCCAAAAAGAAGAAUUAUUUCACUAUCAGAGGAGAAUUGCAUGGCAAGCAAUGCAGAAGUAAGCUAUCAAGAAUUAAAUAACACCCCAGAAGUUUGUAAGGCCAAAAUGGAAGAUGAGCCACAAAACCAAAUUCCGAGGAUGAUUUCCCCCCCUCUUUCUGAGAAUGAUAUAUUUAUAAAGAACUAUUUUCAUUCAAAAGUUGCUGAUGCCACAGUCUCCGAGACUUGUAUGCAGUAUAUACGUUGUGACAGUAUACUUGAGCAGGAAUCAGGUUACCAAGAAAGAGAAGUAGCUUUACUACUGAGCAGUGAAAAUAAGCUAUACAUUCUACUCAUUGAUGUGACAUCUGAUGGGUCAGGAACUAUCUCAAAGGUCAUUGGAUACCAUAGACUUGAAGAUAUAAAAGAAAUUGUAGUUGGUAUAGGGCUACAGAUUUUGAGUGUUAACUUGGAGAGGGUUGCACCAUACUUAUUCAUAACUAAGAGUAUCGAUAAAUCAAGGAGAUUACUUAAUCUCUUGCAAGUUGUUGAUUCAUGCGCAAGUAAUAGAUGCUCCUUCAAAAGUUUGGAACAGGUUCAGCUUAAAUUGUUUGAGAGGCAUAUUUGUGGAGCUCUGAAAAUGAGCAUAUUUCUUUACACAAUGUUGCUUUUUCGACAAAGCAAUUGUGAAGAUGACCCAUGGCUUUUGAGAUCCUUAUUUGUGAUUGAAGGGUAUGUGGUUGUAUGCAUUGAAGACCUUGUGCGGUUCAGUUCUCUUUCACUGGAUGACAGAUCAUCAUCUACUUAUUUCUCCCUAGAUUCAUGCUGCUCCAUCAGUAACAUAACAGAGUUGAUCAUUGAGCCCUGGGAGAGUUGGUCUGUCACCUUGACCCUAGACCGGGUUACAUCUAAGAAUUUAGGUUGUUUUGCUGAUCCCAAGAAAGAAAAGAACAAGGCCAAGCUCAAGAAUGAAAAAAUGGCUAUGGGAUCUCUUACAUGGAAGCUGAAGUGGUUCUCUGAAGAGACUCUGUUCAAAUUUGUGGGAUUGCUGAAGGCCAUGUAUGCAGGAACAACCUUGUCUCCCCUACCUGUAAGAUGCAUCUCAUGAAGCUUUCUGUACUUAUUUUGGUAGUUGUAUAGUCAUUUCAUUCAUUUUUUUCCUGAGCUUCUUUGCAUUUUCAUUUUUUUACCUUGUUUUGGCUGCUUUGUGUGUUAGUUAUUCUUUCUCCUCCCCUCCCUCCGGGUUCUAUCUAUUCUUUAAUUUGUGUUCUUUCGAAUUUGAGUAGUCUGGUGUCUUUGUAAAAAUUGUACAGAAUAGACCAUUAAAGAAAAUUCUCAUUGAUUUUAUUUUCUUUUCUACAAGUAUCUGUACCAGUACCAUGUAAAAAUCUUUACAGCAACUAUAAACAGGUUUCUCUUCGGUUGAGUA
Molecule: messenger RNA, 4051 nt
Organism: Nelumbo nucifera (sacred lotus)
Lineage: Eukaryota; Viridiplantae; Streptophyta; Magnoliopsida; Proteales; Nelumbonaceae
Cellular component (GO): cytoplasm
Molecular function (GO): protein binding
Source: RefSeq, a predicted model, not a curated record